CCAAAACAAAAUUUGUGUGAAUUUGCGGAUAUCGUGGAUUUCGUUGGACUAUUUUUUUUUUUAUUAAUUUGUUAUCAAUUUCAUUAAAGCGUGUCUCAAUAUACAUCCUACUCAGUGCAAGUGCAACUGUAUGUUGUUGUAGUGCACUGGCAUAAAUUGCAGUGUGUUGUAUUUUGUGUUAAUCUUAAGCGAAAAGUGUUUUACUGUAUGGAAAGCAGCACCUCAUCUCCAAACUGACCACAUCAGAACACAAAAUACGGUUUUGGCAAGCGCAAGGGAAAACUUUCACAAGCAAAACAAAAACAAAUCGAAUUACAGAAGCGGGUAGUGAGGAGUAACUCAUCAUAAUAGCUAAGUUAUAGCGGCGUACAUGCAAAUUAUAGCAUAUCAUUUGCAACCACUUGCCCAGUAGCAAAACAAACAUGUCGACAGAAGAGCCUGAUUGGCGUCAAUGCAUUGCAGGACGCUUACGCGAAAGGAGUCGUAUUGAGACGAGAGGCAAGGAAAUCAUUCUGCAAAAUAACCGACUACUCGAUCAGGCUACCCAAUUAAAGGCAGACAAUUUAAAAAUUUCAGUUGAGAAUGAGCAACUACGCACGGCGCUUUCAACAGGUGGCGGAAAAGACGCUUCAGGAGCACAAUUAGCUAUCGCAGCUUUAGAGAAGAAAUUACUGGCACAACAAGAAGAGCUCACAGAUCUGCACAAACGUAAAGGCGAGAAUUCUCAAAUGAUUGUCGACUUGAACGUUAAUCUCGAAAAACAGAAAAAACUAAUUGCUGAAAAAGAUCUAAAACUCACCGAACAACAAGCUGCCAAUAAUUCAUUGCGCGCAGAAGUAGCAAUGUUGCAAUCAAGCUUGGACCAGUUAAAGAAACUUAAUACAACAAUGCUAGACGAACACACUGCUCUGCAGUUAGCGUUUAGCUCAUUGGAAGAGAAACUGCGUGCCGUACAGGUGAGUUAG
Rhagoletis zephyria (snowberry fruit fly) is the source of this 965-nucleotide messenger RNA. Its product is annotated as autophagy-related protein 16-1-like. The record is from RefSeq and is a predicted model, not a curated record. Lineage: Eukaryota; Metazoa; Arthropoda; Insecta; Diptera; Tephritidae. Gene Ontology annotation, cellular component: phagophore assembly site membrane; Atg12-Atg5-Atg16 complex; autophagosome membrane. Gene Ontology annotation, biological process: autophagosome assembly. Gene Ontology annotation, molecular function: protein-membrane adaptor activity.